AUGAUGUUCAGUCACGAAGAUACAUUCAUUGACAAAGACGAGAAAGGGGUCGUCCGUAGUCUGGACCACCUGGAUUCCCCAUAUGUGGCGGAUGUAUCAUCGAUCGAGGGUGAUGCUGUGAGCGUCAGCCAACAGUACCUGAGGGAUGCUGCGACAAUCUAUGGAAUACCGGAGGCCUACCUCAACGACCUCAACACCAGCAUCACCCCGCAGCCAGGAAUGACGGACCGUUCGACACCCGCACUCAACCUAGCCGGAAGCCCAAGACCACGCCACAAAUGCACCGUCGUUUCUUACCAGCAAACUGUUCUUGGUUUGCCCAUUUGGGAGGCUGGUUUCAGUAUCACCCUGGAUGAGGACUUGAAUGUUAUCAGCUCUGUCAGUACCAUUGAGCAGAAUGUCAAGACCAGAAGCCCUCAGAGAGAUGCCGUGGCCCGCAAUGAGCUGGAUGAAAAGCGUCUUCGCAAACUUCUCGGGAUUGAAGAAACCCGCCCAAAAAUUGUGAUCAAUACACAGCGUCUCAUGGUAUAUAAGUUCAAUCCCAGUAGCCGACUGGAGACUGAGGAGGAUGAGACUCAAGAGUCCGGUGUGGAUGUGGCAGUCCCAACACUGGAGCUCCCACCCGUCCGGUCUAGCAUUGAAGCCGGGGCCUUCUUUGUUUGCAGAGAGAUAUUAUUUACCUGGCCUCUGCCCAACUUCGGGGAUAUUAACUGGAGAGUCUUCGUGGAAGUGGACACUGGAAGCGUCCUCUAUCUGCGUGCAUUGAUGGCUUCCAUCCAUGCUUUUGUAUACACCAUGGAUCCCUUCACCCGCCUCGGUGCUACCGGACCCCCGGCUUCGGCCCCAGUGUCCCAGCUCGAUAAUGCUAGAGAAUGGAAGGAGCUGCCGGAAGUUACAGCAUCUUCUCCGCAGCAGCUGGCUGGCCGUUAUGUGCGAGUCCGAGAUUUCGACCCUCCGGCGAUUCCUCCUCCCACCAGCGCGACAGGACACUUUCGCUUCAGCGUGCCCACCGAUGGCUUUGCUGCAAGCAAUGCUUACUACCAAAUGGCACGCCUGUUCAAGCUCUUAGAAGAGCUAAAUUUUGAUGUGAGAUCGCUAUUUGAUAGCACCGCUCCCGACUCUCAAUUCCCUCUCCCAGUGGACCAUCGCGGGUUCAGCAAUGCAGUGAACGCCAAGGCGCCCGGCAACUCUAGAGGAGAUGGCUCUGGGGGAUUUAUAUUCGGCCUUGCCGCUUCUGGCACUUCCGUGGGCAUGGCCUCGGAUUUCCGUGUUGCUGCGCAUGAGUUCUGUCAUGCUCUCUUAUGGGAAGCUGUCCAUAGUCCGAACUUCGGAUUUGCCCAUAGUGCCGGAGAUGCCUUGGGCUCCAUUUUCUGUGAUCCGGUCAACAAACACCCCGAUCGAUUUAAUUCUUUCCCGUGGAUCACGAUUGGUCGCCGUCAUGAUCGUUCGAUCGCCAAUGGCUGGGCCUGGGGAGGCACCGAGGACCGCGGAGGAUAUCUGAGCGAGCAGAUUCUCAACACAUGUCUCUUCCGGGCCUACCGAUGCCUUGGGGGUGACUCUAGCGAUAUUGUACGUCGCAAAUGGGCCUCUCGGUACAUGCUCUACUUGAUCAUUGCGGGCAUCGCAUCGUUGGCAACUAGCCCCAUCACCCCCACACCAACUCCGGUGCCAUACGUGACUGCCAUGAUGUUGGCAGAUCGGGGUGAGGUCUUAGGUUUCCCGGGAGGUGCUGUCAGAAAAGUCAUCCGCUGGAGUUUCGAAGAACAGGGUCUCUAUCAACGCCCGGGUGCACCAACUCCGGUGACCACCAGAGGUGCACCUCCUGCCGUGGAUAUUUAUAUUGACGAUGGACGGAACGGUGGUUACAAUUACGCAUCUACCUGGGACCAGGCACCUGGCGUCUGGAACCGGCGCGCGGCGGAUUCUGGUACCGUGCACCAGAAUCCGCUGAAGGGUUUGGCGAACUACGGUUAUGUUCGAGUGCGAAAUCGUGGCACAGUGACCGUGCCUUCGGUCAGGGUAAACGCAUAUCACCUGGCUGACGCGGCGAUAUCGAGCUGGCCAGAAGGAUUUGAAUCCACUACCACCGGCCCAAUUACUGUGACUAAUAUUGCACCCGGUGGUAGCAGGCUUGUGGGUCCAUUUGAAUGGAUUCCUUUGCACAACUCUUCUCGAGACCGUCUCCUUGUCUCAGUCACUGCAGCUGGCGACCGGUCCAACAUCGAUCUAGCCAGUGGACUAGCCUGUGCCCGGGGUCCUAUUGAAAUCGAUAAACUCGUCCCGUAUGACAACAACAUCGCUCUUCGCACAAUGACCAUUGCUUGA
Penicillium macrosclerotiorum is the source of this 2325-nucleotide messenger RNA. RefSeq lists its product as uncharacterized. The transcript has a single exon. Lineage: Eukaryota; Fungi; Ascomycota; Eurotiomycetes; Eurotiales; Aspergillaceae. Bases 1 to 2325 code for a protein of 774 amino acids. The record is from RefSeq and is a predicted model, not a curated record.